Molecule: messenger RNA, 195 nt
Organism: Botrytis fragariae
Lineage: Eukaryota; Fungi; Ascomycota; Leotiomycetes; Helotiales; Sclerotiniaceae
Exons: 2
Coding region: 1-195 (64 amino acids)
Source: RefSeq, a predicted model, not a curated record
AUGGCUAUCGGAUGUGCACAGAGAUUGUAUACGCAUGAUAUGGGAAUUACAAGAGAAGAUGCUUAUUGGCGUCAAUCAUGGGCUGCGGAAGCGAAAGACAACUUAAAGAUGAUACACGAAAUUGUUCACAUCUCAUUCUUCUAUUCUAAACCCCUAAAUGGCUUCAAUGAGUCAGAGGAGUCCUGGAUGUGCUGA